CUUUAGGGGACAGAUGAUAUGUGUGAGUGUAGUAGCACUUCACCAGAAAGAACCUAACAAGCGAUCGCAAGAGAACCUAGAAAACGGGGGUAGCGAUAUUACACUAGAAAGAGAACUUUGGGUAGCGCGUUUGGAAAACUGUGGUCUUCUGUUGUGAGAAAAAGCCAGCUGAACUACUUGCAGUAGGAGCUAAUUCCGAUAAUGUGGCUGGUUGCCCGUUUAACUGCUUUGGCAGUGCUAGCUUGCUGGCAUGGCUCAGCAGCUGAAACCCCUGCCUAUCUAGUGUUAGCACCGCAGGUGUUUCGUGCUGGUAUGACAUACAAUGUCAGCGUGACAUCCUUCCGUGCUGGAACCCCACAGGCCGCAUUGACCAUUGUGGACAAUUCAACUGGGCAGAGUGUGGCCACUGUUACGUCACCUCCUUUAACCCAAGGGGUGCCAUCUUUAGUGUCCUUGCAGAUUCCUUCAGAUGCUACAAGAAGUAAAUUUAGUCUGAAAGUGCAGCUGGACUCCAUUAAAAACUCGUCCUCGGUGAACAUGCAUCAAAAGACCAUGUCUGUAUUUAUUCAGACAGAUAAAGCAAUGUACAAGCCUGGGCAACUGGUCAACUACCGUGUAUUUGCGGUGAAGCCAGAUCUUUUGCCAUAUAUGGGACCCAUUAACAUUGACGUUUUUGAUCCCAAAGGCAACAAGAUCAGACAGUAUGUUGACCAGAGGAAUGACAGUGCCAUGGGAGUUCUGACCAAAUCCCUUCAACUGACAAGUUUACCUGUUCUUGGAGAUUGGAAGAUUAAAGUGAAUGCUGGGGGUCAAAAAGUAGAGAAAGUAUUCACAGUUGCAGAGUAUGUUUUGCCCUUGUACGAGGUCAAAGUGACCCUUCCCCCUUACGGAUUGACAAGAACACAAGAAAAGAUCAUAGGCCAAGUGGAGGCAAAGUACACAUAUGGAAAAGGUGUCAAAGGAAAAGUGACAUUAAAAGCCAUGUUUGUGCCCUUGUACCAGUAUUCUAGAAGUCCUUCUGUGAAAAGUAUCAUGAAAAAAAUGGAUAUUAAUGGCACUGCUUCAUUCGAAAUCACCCACAGCGAGAUUCGUCAGACUUUUGGGUUGGCUGGAGGUGCCAUCCCUACCAAUCAGAACUUAGUGGUCAUUGCAAACGUCACGGAGACCUUGACCGGAACUUCCCAGUCUGGAAAUGAAUCCAUUAGAUUUUAUGAUGAAGAACACGAAGUGGAAUUUCUGGAAGCUAGUCCCUCACAUUUCAAGCCAGGUCUUAAGUAUACUGCCUUUGCCAAAGUGACCCAGCCAGACGGCACUCCCCCAGCUCCUCGCACUACCCCACUUCAAGUGGAGGUCAAAUACUACAGUGAAUGGAAUGACCCUGACAAGGAAUUGAUUCGACAGACUCUGGAUGUCCCAGCUGAUGGACUUUUGCCAGUAACAGUGGACAUUCCUACACGUGCCACUACCUUCACUUUGACUAAAUUUUUGCCCUUGUACGAGGUCAAAGUGACCCUUCCCCCUUACGGAUUGACAAGAACACAAGAAAAGAUCAUAGGCCAAGUGGAGGCAAAGUACACAUAUGGAAAAGGUGUCAAAGGAAAAGUGACAUUAAAAGCCAUGUUUGUGCCCUUGUACCAGUAUUCUAGAAGUCCUUCUGUGAAAAGUAUCAUGAAAAAAAUGGAUAUUAAUGGCACUGCUUCAUUCGAAAUCACCCACAGCGAGAUUCGUCAGACUUUUGGGUUGGCUGGAGGUGCCAUCCCUACCAAUCAGAACUUUGUGGUCAUGGCAAACGUCACGGAGACCUUGACCGGAACUUCCCAGUCUGGAAAUGAAUCCAUUAGAUUUUAUGAUGAAGAACACGAAGUGGAAUUUCUGGAAGCUAGUCCCUCACAUUUCAAGCCAGGUCUUAAGUAUACUGCCUUUGCUAAAGUGACCCAGCCAGAUGGCACUCCCCCAGCUCCUCGCACUACCCCACUUCAAGUGGAGGUCAAAUACUACAGUGAAUGGAAUGACCCUGACAAGGAAUUGAUUCGACAGACUCUGGAUGUUCCAGCUGAUGGACUUUUGCCAGUAACAGUGGACAUUCCUACACGUGCCACUACCUUCACUUUGACUGUCAGCCUGAAAGGUUCCAGCACUGCAAGGGCUGUGAAAUCUCCAAAUCCAUUUGAAACCAGGAGUGGCCAGCAAAUGCAGAUAACCUUGAAAGAUGUUGACAGUGUUUCACAGGCAGGAGGAGACAUAGUGUUUCAGUUAAGGUCAACAUCAUCUCUCUCCAAGGUGUCUUACCAGAUUGUCUCCAGGGGAACCAUACACUCAGUGGGUGAACAGGUGUUUGCCAGUGCUGCUACCAGGCAAGAGUUCACCAUCACGGCCGAUAGCAAUAUGGCACCCAAAGCUAGAAUUCUGGUCUAUUUCCUCACUGCUGAUGGUGAAAUGAUUGUUGACAGUGUUGAUUUUACUGUAGAGGGAGCUUUUAGAAAUGAUGUGUCUGUGCGUUUUACCAACCCAUCAAACACAGAAAUUACGCAAUCGGAAUUGGGCAAGGAUGUGACCUUUGAAGUGACUGCCGCUGCUGGGUCAUUUGUAGGAUGUCUUGCUGUGGACCAGAGUGUGUUGCUGCUAAAAUCAGGGAAUGAUAUCACACAGGCCGAAGUCUUGGCAGAACUGGAGGAGUACGAUGUAAAGGACACAAGUGGAGGGUUUAACCCCUGCUUAAGAGGCGAACCGUGUAUUAUGGCCAAGAGAAAGAAGAGGUCAUUUUGGUGGCCCUAUCCCAUUGGUGGAAAUAAUGCUUUUGAUUUGCUGAAGGAAGCAGGCAUGCUGGUAAUGACAGAUGCUUAUUUAAAAAAGGACCUAGUAUUGUACCCCAGUAAGUAAAGAGUUGAGUCAUUAUUCCACAAAAAAAAA
Molecule: messenger RNA, 2910 nt
Organism: Lingula anatina
Lineage: Eukaryota; Metazoa; Brachiopoda; Lingulata; Lingulida; Lingulidae
Product: CD109 antigen
Cellular component (GO): extracellular region
Molecular function (GO): endopeptidase inhibitor activity
Source: RefSeq, a predicted model, not a curated record